Molecule: messenger RNA, 1488 nt
Organism: Talaromyces atroroseus
Lineage: Eukaryota; Fungi; Ascomycota; Eurotiomycetes; Eurotiales; Trichocomaceae
Exons: 2
Coding region: 1-1488 (495 amino acids)
Biological process (GO): phosphatidylinositol dephosphorylation
Molecular function (GO): phosphatidylinositol-4,5-bisphosphate 5-phosphatase activity
Source: RefSeq, a predicted model, not a curated record
AUGAGUUACACAGGAGACCAGCAAGAAUGCCUAAAUGCAUACAUCGUCACAUUCAAUUGUGCGCGAAACUUGAUCCCCCAAGACCAUUUUGCUGCCCAUUUUUUCGAUGUCCUGCCACAAUCAAGGCCGGCGCCUGAGAUCCUUGUGCUGAGUCUGCAAGAAGUCGCACCCAUAUCCUAUGCGUUUUUGGGCGGGUCUUUUCUUGUGCCUUAUCUGAGUGCCUUCCAGAAGGCGAUUGAUGUUGCUACGGCGAACCGCUGGCCUGCUUCUGCGACUACCAAUGAUGAACGGCAGGGUGGUGCUGGCGACAUCAAAUAUGUAAAUGUCAUCUCGCAUAAUUGUGGGUUUACCGCUCUUCUUGUCUUCGUCAGAGCCGAUGUUGCAGGGAACGUGGCCUGGGCGGAUAUCGCGGAAGUUGGCGUGGGAAUCCAGGACAUGGGCAACAAAGGCGCCGUCGGCGCGCGACUGGGUUAUAUGACUGCAGCUGCGGCCUCUAGUGAUGAUACGCUCGAUCUGACAUUUGUCGCUGCCCAUAUCGCGCCCAUGGAACAUGCAUACGAGCGCAGAAAUCGGGAUUGGAGGAGAAUAGUCGAGGGGUUGGUCUUUACAAAGCCCGGUAGUGGCCAGGCUAUUGAAGACGAAGACGAAGAAGAUGGGGAUACUACGCAUCUUCUUUCGCAGGCCCAGGGGGAUAGUGCGCAAUCGGGCAUUUUUAGUCCCCGAUCACACCUAUUCUUUGCAGGAGAUCUAAACUACCGGACCUCGGAUACAUCGCCAGCUGUAACCGAUCGGGUUCGAUUCCCUCAGCCCAAUGCCGCAACUAACUAUGUAAACCAUCAUUCGGAGUUAUUUAAAAAAGACCAACUGACGCGAGAGCUACGCGCAAAGAAAACGCUACACGGCCUAUCCGAAGCACCAAUCACAUUCCCACCUACCUACAAGUACUCGGAUGAAGCUCAAAAAGCAGCGUCUCAAGUAGGAGCAGAGGGAGAAGGGGUGCAGGAACAUCCCGGCGUGUGGAAAUGGGCAAAGAAGCGCUGGCCCAGUUGGUGUGAUCGGAUAUUGUAUUUGGAUCUUCCAUCCUGGAUGGCGACAAGAUUUGAGAGCGAGGGUUCUUCCAUUCUGGUAUACGGGUACAACGCAUUACCUCUGUUUCCGACUUCAGAUCAUCGUCCAGUUGCUCUUUCUGUCUCUGUUCCAUUGCGCCCCAUCUCUCCCCCGCCGAUGCAUGUAGCGGGUAGUGAUGAUAUCCGGUUGCAGCCUCCGUUCGCAAUUGAUUCCGCGUGGAGAAUUAGACGGGCCAGCGCUAGGAUAAAGGAGAUUGCCGUGGGUGGAGCUGUGUACCUAGUUAUGACAUGGGAAGGCAAUGGUCUUCUGCUGGCCACAGUAGUGGGGAUUUUCGGAGGAUGGGUUGUGCUUCGGUCUCUUCUUCAGGGUGAGCUCAACACCCCCGAAAUAGGGUACUACUGUAGAUCCGGUCCCAAGUGA